This is a messenger RNA of Populus trichocarpa (black cottonwood), 1056 nucleotides long. RefSeq names its product acid phosphatase 1. The record is from RefSeq and is a predicted model, not a curated record. Gene Ontology annotation, molecular function: acid phosphatase activity. Bases 165 to 932 code for a protein of 255 amino acids. The transcript is spliced from 3 exons. Lineage: Eukaryota; Viridiplantae; Streptophyta; Magnoliopsida; Malpighiales; Salicaceae.
AGGUCACAUGAGAGUUGAGAUUAUGAGCUGUGAAACAUUAACAUAAAUAUUCCAUGUGAUUUUCAAAGCUAGAACAGGCCACCCAUACCCCACAGACAUGUGACGCGUUCCCCCCACCAGCUCUACAAAUUCAAUCACCCCUCCCCCCUCUCUCUGGGCAAGAAAUGGCAAGAAAUUUGGUGUUCAUACUAGCUCUGACAAGCCUCUACAUUGGCUUAGCAGCCGCAGACUGGAAUAUCUUGAACAAAAAAUCGAAAAAUAGGGAUGCCUCUAGCUUGAAGAAUUAUUGUGAGAGUUGGAGGAUCAAUGUUGAGCUAAACAACAUCAAGGAUUUUGAGGUGGUGCCACAAGAAUGUGUAGAUCACGUCAAACAUUACAUGACCUCGUCUCAGUACACAGCAGACUCCGAGAGGGCGAUCGAGGAAGUCAGGCUCUACCUCAGCAGUUGCUGUACUUUGGAAGGUGAUGGCAAAGAUGCUUGGAUUUUUGAUGUUGAUGACACUCUCUUGUCCACCAUACCUUACUACAAGAAACAUGGUUUUGGGGGAGAGAAGCUCAAUGCAACCUUAUUCGAAUCAUGGAUGAAGCAAGGCAAAGCGCCUGCUCUAGACCAUACACUCAAGUUCUUCCAUGAGAUCAAAGGCAAAGGGGUCAAAAUCUUUCUUAUUUCCUCCAGAAGUGAAACCCUUAGAUCAGCCACUGUCGAGAAUCUUAUCAAUGCUGGAUACCAUGGAUGGUCCAGCCUCAUAUUGAGGGGUCUUGAAGACGACUUCAUGAAAGUGCAGCAAUACAAAUCCGAGGCAAGGAGAGCAUUGACAAAAGAAGGAUACCGCAUAUGGGGAAUCAUAGGAGAUCAGUGGAGCAGUGUGGAGGGACUCCCUGGUGCCAAAAGAACAUUCAAGUUGCCAAAUUCCAUGUACUACCUUUCCUAAAGCUUCCACUACCGACAUUAUUAUUCCAUAUGUUCAACCAGGCAUUGUCAUUGUUUAUCUGAUGAAAAAAACCAUGUUAAUCUAUGAUUUCUUUUUGUUAAAAAAAAUCUCAGCUUCGAUCAGA